Messenger RNA from Zingiber officinale, 1606 nucleotides. Its product is annotated as methionine aminopeptidase 1A-like. Bases 126 to 1325 code for a protein of 399 amino acids. Lineage: Eukaryota; Viridiplantae; Streptophyta; Magnoliopsida; Zingiberales; Zingiberaceae. The record is from RefSeq and is a predicted model, not a curated record. The transcript is spliced from 17 exons. Gene Ontology annotation, molecular function: metalloaminopeptidase activity. Gene Ontology annotation, biological process: proteolysis.
AAGGCCCUGUCCAUUUCUAGUCGUCGUUUCUUCCUCGCCAAAACCCUAGUCCCUCGAUCCGCCAUAUCGCUCUCCUUCCUCCAGGGCUACUAAUUAGUAUCCGAAUACUCCAAACUCUUUCCCUGAUGGACAAGGAUUCGAGCUCACCAACUGAAUCAUCUCUUUCCUGUGUUCGUUGUGGCAAACCCGCUUUUCUUCAAUGCCCCAAAUGUGUGGAGCUAAAGCUACCUCGACAAGGUGCUGCAUUCUGCACACAAGAUUGUUUUAAAGCUUCUUGGAGCUUUCAUAAGUCCGUACAUCUUGGAUCAAACUUGGGACAUGUUAGUGGAAGUGUUCCAUCCAACCAGUCUUCUGAUGGUUGGCUAUAUUGCUUAAGGAAAGGCCAAACUCGAACAUCUCAACUUCCCCAUUUUGAUUGGACAGGAACAUUAAGGCCAUAUCCAAUAUCCAAGCAGCGUUUGGUACCAGAGGGAAUUGAAAAACCAGAUUGGGCAGAUAGUGGUAUCCCAAAGAUUGAACCCAGCAGUGACCUCCAAAAUAUAGUGGAGAUCAAGACGCCUGAGCAAAUUGAGCGAAUGAGAGAAACAUGCCGGAUUGCAAGAGAGGUUUUAGAUGCCGCUGCUCGUAUAAUUCGACCUGGAAUUACAACAGACGAAAUUGAUGACGUAGUUCAUCAGGCUACAAUUGCUGCCGGAGGGUAUCCGUCUCCAUUGAAUUAUCAUUUCUUUCCAAAAUCUUGCUGCACAUCUGUUAAUGAAGUCAUCUGCCAUGGGAUUCCGGACGCAAGGAGGCUCGAGGAUGGUGACAUUGUCAAUGUUGAUGUAACUGUAUAUUAUAAAGGUGUCCAUGGUGAUCUAAAUGAGACUUUUUUUGUUGGAGAAGUGGAUGAAGCUUCUCGGCAUCUUGUCCGUUGCACCUAUGAAUGUUUGGAGAAAGCCAUUUCUAUAGUUAAACCUGGCAUUCGAUUCCGUGAUGUGGGUGAAGUUAUUAAUCGUCAUGCAACAAUGUCUGGGCUAGCAGUGGUGAAAUCAUAUUGUGGACAUGGUAUUGGAGAGUUGUUUCACUGUGCACCGAAUAUUCCUCAUUAUGGGAGAAACAAAGCUGUUGGUAUCAUGAAAGCUGGGCAGACAUUUACAAUUGAACCUAUGAUCAAUGCAGGAAUCUGGCGUGAUCGGUUAUGGCCAGAUGGAUGGACUGCAGUUACUGCAGAUGGUAAACGAAGUGCUCAAUUUGAGCACACUCUUUUGGUAACAGAGACAGGGGUUGAGGUUCUAACUGCAAGGUUGCCACAAUCACCUAAUGUCUUUCCGUGGUUGAACUCCUAAUUUUGUUUUGCAAUUUGUGACCAGUUUUUGAGUAAGCUUUGUCAGUCGUUCAAUUUGGUUAACGUAGGCCGCUUUAUUCGAAUGUAUACAAUGGCGGUCCCAUAUGCUUUCUAUCAUUUACUGGUGGUGAUCCUCGCCGGAGGGAAACUUCUGUACAACUUUAAAUGCUGAGAUAUUUAGUUGCGUCUUAAUUUGGCUUGCCACAUUGAAAAAGGAAAUUAGCCUAUCUUUGUAUCUGAUGACGAUAUUCAAAUUGAAUUACCUUCGUAGUUUGUUUCUAA